Molecule: messenger RNA, 3210 nt
Organism: Acyrthosiphon pisum (pea aphid)
Lineage: Eukaryota; Metazoa; Arthropoda; Insecta; Hemiptera; Aphididae
Exons: 11
Coding region: 288-2363 (691 amino acids)
Biological process (GO): anatomical structure morphogenesis
Source: RefSeq, a predicted model, not a curated record
GCCGUCGUUUAAACGAUCGCCAACGUGCGUGCCGCCAACACACGAGCGCGCGCAACCGUCCGCCGACAGCAUAAAAUUUUGUUAAGACACGAUCCGUCCGACAGCUGCAGAUCGACCGCAUCAGCACGACGCGCGUCAGUACCGCCCGAAAAUCGUAAUAUUAUAAUAUAAAUCUAUCGCGCGACGGUCACGACGACAUCGUAAUACCUAAUUAUAUAAUUAGAUUAUAAUAAUUGUAACGCGAUCGCGAUCGACGCGGGUGUUCCGACCGUCGACGCCGCCGCGCCAUGGAAUCGCGCGGGGCGCUGCUGCUGCUGGUCGUGUACGUCGCGGCGUUCCAGCGACCGGCGCACGGUCAAGACUGUCCAGAUGGCGUUCCAGUAACGUACGUCAAAUAUAGUAAUUCAGCUCCGAGAUCUGUGGUACAGCCGAUCCUAUUGUACGCCAGCACUCCCGGAGUCGCCAUAACGGCUGAAUGUUACAACAGAUGUAGAAAGUCUGUGGACUGCGCCGGAUUCAUAAUAGAUUACACGUCGACGUCGUGUUACCGGGUGCCCAACAUGGGAAGUUCCACCGACAAUAUCGUCGUCACCCCAAAUGUUAACUUUUUUAGGAAAGCAUGUCUCCGUGUCCCCGAAUCGUGUAACCGAAGAGCGUGGCCGAUCGAGGUAUCCAUGGACUACGAAAUAAGCGGUUUUCAGUAUUCGGUUGUGCCCAAUGUCGGCGACAAAUGGCGAUGUGCCCAACUGUGCAUCGACCAAAACGAUUGCAAGUCGGCGAACUACUUUCGACUGACAAAGAUGUGUUCUCUGAACUCCGAAACCCGCAAGACCAAACCCACAGCGUUCAAUCCGAGUCGAAGUCAAGUCGAAUAUUUAGAAAACGAAUGCGCCAAUACACUGCCAGGUGUAAAUCAAAUUAGUUCGUGCUGGCACGAACCUGUGUAUGAUAGAACUUUACAACAAGUUGACUUACAAGUAGAAAACAUUAACAUUGAACAAUGCAAGGAGAGAUGUGAAUCUGAACAAUAUUUUAGCUGCAGAGGUUAUACUUUUAAAUGUCCUACAGAUGAGUUUGGUGGCACUCUUUGUCUUUUACAUGGUGACGAUACAAGCACAGCCGGCCCACUCAUUCCAUCGCCAUGUUCCACUUAUAUAGAAAGAAUUACUUGCAUUGAUUUAAGCGUAUCGUGUAGUGAUGAUUCUAUGAUAGUGUCGUUGAGAUCUCAGGGCUUCAAGGGCCGAAUGUUUGUGCUGGGAAGACCAGAAGAAUGCGGCGUUAACGGUCGCCAUACGGAUAUGACAACGAUUACCCUGCCGAUCGUCGAAAGCAACACUCAGCGUAAUCGCUGUGACGUCUUAGUGGCUAAAUCGGGAAACAGCAACAGGAAGUUGGCUACAGCUGUUGUCGUAGUACAACACCACCCGAUCAUACAAACCGUCGGCGAUCGAGUGACAAAAGUGUCGUGUGCUAUUGGUUCGAGUCCCCUACCGUCGUUCUUGGCCUCUAGACCGCAGAACAUCACUUUAGACGCUACAUUCGGUGUGGCAGAACCGAGCAUACAUAACACAAUAUACAACGACGGUGGAUACGAUCCGAAUGGUUUGGUUGGUUCGGCAAAUCAAGUCGCUAAGAUGAGAAUUUUAGAAGUGGGACGAAACGUAAAACAAGUAUCUGAAGUGAAACUUGGCGAUGAAUUGGAACUCCGGAUUGACGUGAAUCAACCAUAUAACGCAACACAAUUAAGGGCCGGCCACUUGAUCGCUAGUUCUGGAGAUGGUCUGGACUCUUUGUUACUUUUAGAUUGGAGAGGAUGUCCUCCAGAACCAUCGACAUUUCCGGUUUUGAAUUUGACACCUCCAAAUUCAAUGGUCGCAAGAUUCAAAGCAUUCCGAUUUCCUUCGUCGCCAGUACUACGGUUUAGUCUCAUGAUGAUGUUUUGUGAUCAGCUGUGUAAGCCAAGUGAUUGUGGAAACGGACAAGUGUCCCAUGGUCGACGAAAACGCGAUGUUCAUACCUCAGAAACUAAAACAAAGGAAGUACCGUUACAACUCGCAAUCGUAGUACGAUCUCUUGAAGAACAAGAAGAAAUUAUAGCCAGUCAAAGCCAAAUUAGUAAUAGUAACAAUAAUAAUGAUCGAUCAUCUAGAAGAUUGGAAGCUUCAGUGAUUCGCAACAAUGAAUGGUGCAUUACUUGGCCUAUAGGAUUAGCUAUCGGUAUAAUUCUAGUCACUAUGCAGACAUUACUUGUAUUAGGCUGUUGGUCAUUUUUUCGACGUUCAAAUCAAAAAGUCCUAAAUGAUCGUGUGACUUUAAAUUCUGACUUUCAACCGAGACAUGUCACUUGGGCCGACCACCAAUAAGCUUACAAAAUAUGUUUUAUACCUAUAAUUUUGUUAGUACCUAAGUACGUUUACCAUUUUUUUUUUAUUUAAUAUCGUUUAUAAUUUUAUCUAAAAACUUUAUGUACAAACUAGUUAAUAACCAAAAAUAAAUUUAUUUUUAAGAAUAGACGGGAAUUCAAUAAAACGUUAAGUUGUAUAUUAAAAAUCAUUAUGUUACUAUAUACAGAGUGGUACACCAAGACUGCUCACCCCAAUUUUUACCUUUAAUUAAGCAUUUAUUCAAACUCUGGUUUUUUUAAAAUUCUAAAUACAUACACUUAGAUUGUAAAUGCCAAUGCCAUUUAAAAGAGAACAGCCCGUUUUUAUUAUAAAUUACUAAGCUGAUAAUUUUUUUUUUUAAUGUUAAUGUAAAAUCAAAAUUUGGAUGUGUAUUUCAUUUCUAAGUUUUUAAAUCUUAUGUAUGAAGAGUAUUAGUCCAUGUCAAUAUUUUUGCAUGAUACAUGCAACGGGUGCUACAAUGAUUUGAAAAUUAAUGUAAAUAAUAUUAAUCUAUAGACAUUUUAUAAUUUAUCAAAAUUAUCUAAAUAUAAUUAGUGCUAUAGGCUAAAUAUUAAAUAUAUUUUAUAUGUUAUGUAGGUAUAAUGGUUAGACAGGAUUAAAUUAAUGGUAUUGACGAUCUAAGUAAUUAAAUAUAUUAUGAUCUAAAAUUUGAAUAAAUACAUUGUUAAAGGAUAAAAUAGGGUGAGCAUGUUCGGUGAAUCAUCCUGUAUGUACUAUGUAAUUAUCAGAUUAAGUCAAUACAAAUUAUAUAUUUUCAUAGAAUUUCAAAAUUAGGUAUCAGGAACUGUGAAUUAUAAUUAUUAAA